AAUUGGCGAUAUUUCGAACAGCGUAACAAAAGUAGAGAAACGACAAGAUACAACUGAACAAAAAGUAUCUCAGCUAGAAGAAAGGCAUAAUCAGCUAGAAUCCACCGUAGAGACUUUAGAUUGUCGACUUAAAAAGCUAGAGGAGGGUUAUAUGAAAGCCACAGCCAAUGCCGAGAUAUUCCAACUGCCCCGUCGCAAUAGUUGCUUUUGCGGUCGCGAAAGUGAGCUACAAACAAUCGCAGAGCUAUUGAACAAUACUAAGAAUGGUUGUUCUGAAUCAGCAAUUUGCGGCCUCGGGGGUGUAGGAAAAACAUCUCUUGCUGUCGAGUUUCUCUGGCGACAGAAAGACAAGAAGGAAUAUCCCGGUGGUAUUUUUUGGAUUUCUGGCGAAAAUAACAAACUUUUUCAAUUGUCUGUCAGCGAGAUGGCACGUCAAGUUGGUACUUUUGAUGACGAAGACUUUUCCAAUUCGCUGUUAAGAACCUUGGACUGGCUGAGAGUGCGCAAGCAGCUGUGGUGUCUAGUGGUUGACAAUCUGGAUGAGUUAGAAAUGUCCAUGGAUAUGCGGAAGUUGCUUACUGGUCAUUGGAAACAGGCUGCACGUGGUCAUAUCAUCAUGACCACAAGACGAGAAGCAAAGGAAAUCGGAGAAGAAACGGGAAUCAAAGAAAGCUCUUGUAUUGAGUUGAAGUGCUUGACAGAUAAAGAAGGAGUACAGUUUUUACGAAUACGAAGUGAGAUAACCGGAGAAGAUGAUGAUUUUCGCGAGCUGGUCCAAGAACUUGGCGGACUACCUCUGGCCCUUGAUCAAGCUGCAGCCUAUAUUAGAUGUGUCCCCCACUCGACUGUUAAAGAGUAUGUCAUAAAAUAUAAAGAGAAAAGACUGCGUCUUCUGGAUAAAAGGAAGGCUCGCCAUCUGGUUGAAAAUACUUCCCGAGAGCGUUUGGCAGUUACGACAACAUGGCAGUUAAAUUUUGAUCACGUAAGACGCAUCUCAAAAGAGGAGGACUUAGGAGAAAUCCCUGCUCUUGUGAUGCAUAUUUCUGCUUAUCUAGGUCCCGACGACAUCCCUUUUGAAGUGAUAAAUGAAGAACUAAAUAAAGUGGACAAUGCCGAAGCAGCAGGCGAUGUGUGGGACUCAGGCGAUAUUGUAUCGCUUCUCACCAGGUUUUCUCUUUUCCAAGGGUAUAGGACGAAGUCUUUUAGCGUACAUCGUCUAGUGCAAGAGGUUAUCCGAGGUGAGAUUAAAAGAAAACAAACUGAGUUUCGAGUCCUAUCGUGUGCAGUACGUGUCCUUCAUCAUGCAUUAGCAACGACGCGUUCGCCAGCGGAAGUAUGCCGAAGUUUCUCUGAAAGUGCUGUUUUCAGGGUGGAGAAUCCUCCGUCAUUAAGACUGUGGGGUAAGUUGGCUUCGCAUGCCACCUACUUGCAAGAGCAUUUAUGCAGCUUCUCGAAGAAACACAGAGGUGAAGCCGAGGGCUUACUACACACUGAAGAAGCCGUCCGUUUAUUGAAUGACGCGGGGAUAUUUUUCAGCGUUUCUCAAGAAAAAGUUAAAGCUCAGGAGAUGCAAGGAAUGAAACUAGAGAUGCUAGUAAACCUUGAGAGGUCAACGUUAGAGGAAGCUCCUGAUGAUUUACCACAUUACUUCAUUGACGCGCCUCUGAAACAUCGGAACUACAAAGUGAUAUCCUGUUGUAUGAGACAGCCCCUGUCUGAGGAGGAGACCUUAGCUGAUCAAGAUUCAUGUAGAAUUGGAAAGAGGGAGGAAGCCAACAAACUUAGAGAAAACGGAAACGUUGCAAUUGAAAGCAAGAAGUACGAAGAAGCAUUUAAUCUGUAUUCCAAAGCCAUUGAUUUGUCCUCCGGUGACUAUAGGCUGUUCUUUAACAGGGCCCUUUGCCAUUUGAAAUUAAAUAAACCAGAAAGUGCUUUAGAUGAUUGUCGAAGAUGCCUUUCUUUGAACCCUAAUAACAGCAAGGCACUCCAUCGAAAGGCAUGGGCUCUCCGAGAACUUGUCAAAAGUGGGCAAAGUCAACGGAUAGGAGAAGAACGUGCAGCAGUGGCAAUGGCCCUGCACUUUGAUCCAUCUCUCAAACAAGACAAACAGUUUUGUGAGAUUUUUCCUAAGGUUCAGGAAAUGCGUAUCAGAGAAAUAAGCAAUGAAACACAGUUGGCAUUUGCUUUGAUGACAACCCAAGAUAAUGAAACGUGGUUAUUACGUGAAGAACAGUAUAGUGUGAUGGAGUUUAUCGUCUUUUCUGACCUCCAAAUUGUAGGCCUGGGAUCAAAAACAAUUUUGAAUUGUACAGAGCUAUGCCUUGUUUCCCAAGCCAGCCUCUACGUUGAGAGCAUUGUCUUUCAAAAAGGUAGCUCUUCCUUAACUUGUCUAGGUAAGGAAGGGGCUAUUCACACGGUUAAGUGUGUAUUUUCGGGCGGACUUUCGAGUUGCGAGGACUAUCCAGAAUGUAACGGAGGUCCGGGCUGCAAAAUGUCCUCUUCAGGAAAGACUGCUUGUGAUCGCACAGGAAAAUUUGGUAACUCAGACACAAAGUCUGGAAUUGUUGGUGCUCCUGGAGUCAUGAUUUUGGAAGGGAGCUCGGCACUGUUAGAGGAUUGUAAAAUUCAUAACUGCGGAGGCGGAGGAGCUUUGGUUGCUGGCAAAGGAUCUCGGCUAUUUGUAAGAACAUGUGAAGUGUACAGGAACCACCAAGCUGGUUUGGAAGCAAGAGAAGGUGGGGAACUUGUUGCGUCUAGAAACGAGAUAUUUGAUGGUAAUCAUCACGGUAUCCUGAUUGGUCCAGAUGCGGGGGAAUGUGAAAUCAGAGACAAUGCGAUCUUCGAAAAUUCAAGAGAGGGAAUCUACGCCGAGCAAAACAAAGCCACAGUAAUCAUACAAGGAAACGAUAUUCAUCACAAUGGACCCUUUGGAAUUUCUUUGGACAGUAAUUCUAAAAUUUUAAUCAGUAAUAAUAACAUAUUUGAGAAUGGAUUCUGGGGGAUUCUUGCGAAAUCACGAACGUCAGGGUGCAUAAAGGGAAACUCCCUCUCUGGUAACAAAUGCGGUGGUAUUUUCAUUGGUGUGAAUUAUUCUGGACGAAUUUAUUUGGAAUCUAACGUUGUUCGAGACCACGCUGGUCCGUGGCUCGAGUAUCAGAGUACCAAAUUUAUUCUGCAGCCCAGCGGAGGAAUGGCGAAAGAUCUUCCAGCUGGAGAAAAGGAGUUUUAUUCAGUUGGACCCAUACUUAGUGGAAACGAAGAAUGUAAUAACGAAGAAGGCAUGUAUCAUCCCAGAGAGGUUUUGGAACGACCUUAUAGUGGUUGUACCUAUUGCCAUCGCUCACGAGCUGCUGUACAGUAUCUAAGGAAAUGCCCUAGUUGUCACAUUGCAUCAUACUGCUCAAAGGAAUGUCAACGGAAGCACCGAUCUAAGCACAAGACAUUAUGCUUAGCCCUCAAAAGUCGUUAUUCCGUGACUAUAGAGCUGAUUCCCUACGUACCCGAGACUCUUGGGAAUUCAGUGUUAUCCAUGCGAACAUUCGGCAGUCAUCUUAAGGGUAUCGGAGAAGGCCCUAAACUUAAACGCGACAGUUGCGAUAAGUUUAUCGUUAAAGUUCAAACCGGAACUCUAAAUACUCACCCCCUUCAAAAGCUAACUGUUUACGACCAAAGCCUCAGUAUUGAUGCUUUUAUUCAGAGCCCAGACAUCUUCAACGUGAUAUGGGAAUGCGGCGUUCUAGGAGCUUUACAUAAAUUUACAAUCAAAAAAGUAUUUUUCUGGGCAAUGUUUGCUGAAGGAGGCAAGAAGUUGACAAUUUUUCUCGAUCACCUGGCUCCAUAUCAGGAGUGGUAACGGAUGGUGCACCAAGCAUGGAAGAUAAUAUUGGAUGCAGAAACAGUUUCCUUCUUACAAAAGAUGACUUCAGUAGUUAUUCUAAGUAUUUAAGGUAUUACCAGCAACCGCCCCAUGGAAAAGUUCUCCCUCUCCUGUUUUACAAGAGCUAGUAGAAACUGUGGACACAUUAAGAAACCUGAAUCCUACGAGAUCAACGGUCUGGGACAUAAUACCUCUUAAGUUAUUAAAAGAGAGGCUGGUGAAGAGGUCGCUCCAUCUCCAGCUGACUUCCUCAAUUUGGUAAUAUCGUCAGGGGAAUACCGAACAAACUGGAAGAAAGACAGAGAAUGGUCGACUGUUCAUGAAAAAAGGAUAAAACUGACAAAAAGAACUAUAGGCAAGGUAUUUGAAAAAAAACUGAGUGAUCAAAUAACGAAAACAGUCAACCACCGAAGUGUCUAUUUAAAGAAAAGGGCAUAGCUGUGAGAUGGCACUAUUGAAGGUUGUCAAAGAUUGGAAAACCACACAGGAAUAUGACAAGGUGGUAGGAAUUCUUUUAAACGAUACUAGUAAAGCGUCUGAUAUCCUCCUUCCCAAUUUAAAGUUAGAGUGAAACAAUCAGACCUCUUGAGACUUAGGAGUGAAGGGUGUAAAACGGACUGUCUUUUAUAUCCCUCUCAGUUAAAACAUGCCAAAAUUAUUCCUGUCUAAGUCAGAUGACCCAACGGAUCCUGGUAAUUAUCGUCCCAUUUCUCUACUUUCUAUUUUCAAUCGUAUCUUCGAAAAACUAAUGUAUAGACGGCUUAAAGCUUUUAUUGAUAAAAAUACCGUUUUAUUUAAGGGCCAGUACAGUUUUCGAGAGAAAUACUUGACAC
This is a messenger RNA of Stylophora pistillata, 4710 nucleotides long. RefSeq lists its product as uncharacterized. Lineage: Eukaryota; Metazoa; Cnidaria; Anthozoa; Scleractinia; Pocilloporidae. The record is from RefSeq and is a predicted model, not a curated record.